AUGGAUUCCAGGCUUCCCGAGCCGCAAGAAGUCACCUCGGACUACGGCGACUCUAUUACUACAUCAGAGUUUACGUCGGACAAUACAGUCCAUCCCUUGCAUUUUUACGAGCAUGGCAGACGAUAUCAAGGCUUCAUCCAAGGACGAUAUGGAAUGCCAAACGACGACGCGGAGCAACUGAGAGAGGGCGUCAAGCACAAGCUCUAUGUCGACUAUAUUCUCGGCGGGGGGCUGUUCCUUGCACCCAUUGGAGACAACCCCCAGAAGAUUGUUGACCUGGGUACGGGAUUCGGCUUUUGGGCCUUGGACGUCGCCGAAAGAUUCCCCAGCGCUCGUAUCAUUGGCACAGACUUGUCCCCCGUGCAGCCACAUUGGACGCCGCCAAACGUCGAGUUCCGAGUCGAAGAUCUCGAUGACGAGUUCCGCCCAUGGACGAACAUUUAUCAUGACGCCGACUUAAUACACCUGAGGUUUUUGCUUCCGACAAUUCGCUGGCCUCGGACACUCCUACAAAGAUGCUUAGAGAAUUUGAAACCCGGUGGCUGGGCCGAGGUUCACGACAUCGUGCCGGUGACCUUUUCGGAUGACGGCACUGCUGGUGACGAUCACCCAGUUCACGCCUUGUACAGACUCAUUGAGGGACCAUUCUCCAGGUUGUACGGCUGGAAUUUCCAAGUCCCAAGCGAUGUGGCAGACAUGCUGCGGGAACUUGGCUUUGUCAACGUAACGAUCCAUGCUCAGCACGAUUGGAUCGACGUCUGGGCCCAGAAACCGCCUCUGCAGGUCGCCCCCGACAAUCCCUAG
Hirsutella rhossiliensis is the source of this 804-nucleotide messenger RNA. RefSeq names its product methyltransferase domain-containing protein. The transcript has 5 exons. Bases 1 to 804 code for a protein of 267 amino acids. NCBI's taxonomy places the organism in Eukaryota, Fungi, Ascomycota, Sordariomycetes, Hypocreales, Ophiocordycipitaceae. Gene Ontology annotation, molecular function: methyltransferase activity. The record is from RefSeq and is a predicted model, not a curated record.